CAAAAUCAUCUGUCAUGGCGUCUUCCAACAAUGUUACUCCCACCAACUGUAGCUGGUGGCCCAUAUCAGCAAUGGACGAGGACGGCAAAAUCACAGACGGAGAAGAAAGCCACGAGCCUACGAUAGAACACAAGCCAUACUCCAAAGACAGGCUCGUUCUGUACCACUGGACUCAGUCCUUCAGCUCUCAAAAGGUACGUCUGGUGAUCAGUGAGAAAGGGCUGCUCUGUGAGGAACGUGAUGUCAGUCUGCCUCUUACUGAGCACAAGGAGCCUUGGUUCAUGAGGCUCAACCUAGGAGAGGAAGUGCCGGUUUUCAUCCACGGAGACACUAUCGUCAGCGACUAUAACCAAAUCAUUGAUUACAUCGAGACCAACUUUGUCGGAGACACAGUAGCUCAGCUGAUUCCAGAUGAAGGCACUUCCAUGAAUGCAAGAGUAAAGCAGUACCGGGAUUUGCUGGAUGGGUUACCCAUGGAUGAUUACACACAUGGAUGCAUCCUCCAUCCUGAACUAACUAUGGACUCCAUGAUCCCAAAGUAUGCCACUGCAGAAAUACGUAGACAUUUGGCCAAUGCUGCUUCUGAACUAAUGAAAUUAGAUCAUGAGGAGACCCAGCUGACAGAACCAUACCUCUCCAAGCAAAAAAAGCUCAUGGCAAAGAUUCUGGACCACGACAAUGUGAACUACUUAAAGAAAAUCCUUGGUGAGCUGGCCAUGGUACUAGACCAAGUAGAGGCAGAGCUGGAAAAAAGAAAACUGGAAUAUCAUGGUCAAAAGUGUGAAUUAUGGCUUUGUGGACCUACUUUUACACUAGCUGAUAUUUGUCUUGGAGCCACAUUGCACAGGCUCAAGUUCUUGGGACUCUCAAAGAAAUACUGGGAGGACGGGAGCCGACCAAACCUCCAGUCCUUUUUUGAGCAUGUGCAGAAACGCUAUGCUUUCCGUAAGGUGUUGGGGGACAUCCACACGACCCUCCUAUCUGCUGUUCUUCCCAAUGCAUUCCGAAUGGUAAAAAAGAAGCCACCGUCCUUUAUUGGGGCAUCCUUCUUAAUGGGGUCUCUCGGGGGGAUGGGUUAUUUUGCCUAUUGGUUUUUAAAAAAGAAAUACAUGUAGUAAAUGUGCUCUUGUAGUGUUUGGUGUCUGUGUAUCUGUGUGAUGUUCUAACUUUUCGGUAACACUGUUUUAUGAGAGCAGGAAAACAAGAAAACAUACACAGAUAAUCAAUAUUACUUAUUUGAGUGAAAGAAUGAAUAAAUGAAUAAAUAUAUAUAUUAAGAACAUUCCAAGACUAGGAAUUCUUCCAAACAGCACCUUCUCUGGUAAUCAAUGACUUUUUAUUUACAUUUACCAUUUUGUUUAUUGAUUUAAAGGGAUGGUUCAGCCAAAAUUGAAAACUCUCAUCAUUUAUACACCCUUUGCCAACCCAGAUGUGUGUGGCUUUUCUUCUGCUGAACACAAAUGAAUAUUUUUAAGAGAAUAUUUCAGCUCUGUAGGUCCAAACAAUGCAAGUGAGUGGAUCCUAAAAUUGUCUUGCUCUCAAAGAAUUUAAAGGCAUAAAUAUUGAUCUGUUUCUUACCCAGAUCUUUCAUAUUGCUUCUGAAGACAUAGAUUUAACAACUGAAGUCAUAUGGAUUACAUUAGUGCUGCCUGUAUGCACCUUUUGAAGCUUCAAAAUUUUGUUACACAUUCACUUGCAUUGUGAGGACCCACAUAGCUGAAAUAUUCUUCUAAAAACCUUCCUUGUGUUCAGUAGAAGGAAGAAAUUAAUACACGUCUGGAAUGACAUGAGGGUGAGAAAAUGAUGAGUGAAUUGUAAUUUUUGGAUAAACGUUCCCUAUAAUAUUCUGUUCAUAUUAGGCUUGCAGACAGUCAAACAAUAUUCCUUUCAAAUUAUAAACACUACACAUUUUGCCAUUCAGAACGCAUGUAGUUCAAUUUGAUUAAAUGGAAUAGCACAAUAGUCAAGUAAACUUUAAGUACAUUAAAAACUUAAAGCCAAAAAAUAAAGUUUAUACAUCAUCGUAGUACUUUGCAUUCUUAUUUUAAGCUCUCACCUUUUGUCUUAUUUGCCAUUAAAGGGUUUCAACCCUGAAACUUAUGGCACACAAAAGUUUUGUGAACACAUCAAAAUUAUGAAAACCUAAUCAUUUUGGGUUUAUUCCCUUUUGCAAAUGUAUGAAAUCAGCAUUCAGUCACACAUUUUUAGUGCAGAUUUACAUACAGCACACUAGGGUUUUAAAUAUUCAUUAGCAGAAUGCACCACAUCACUAUCCAUGACACCACUCUGAAUGGUCCUGACCGUUUGCUGCUGCAGUUGGUGAGAAGAACCAGAGACAUUUUUACAGACCUCCUCUGCAGAGGUUUUAUAAUUUUACAAUACUCUUACAGAGAAAGCAAAGAUUAGAGUUUCAUGCAGAAAUCAUUGAAGAGAACAGAACGUGUUCCCUUAUACAAGACUGCCAAUCUGUGCAUAUUUCUUUUUUGUAUAUUACUUUUUGAAAUUUGAGUUGAAUUCUUUAUAAUUUUGUUUUCAUUUUUUAUUAUCACUAAUGAAGUCCCCAAAAUUCAACUGAGCCACAGUUUGAAUACAUUUUCUCUUAAAAUGGAGGUGGUGUAAAAGAGUGUUGAUUGACAGUUCUGAGUGUAAAAGAUCCUGGGACUUUUGUUAUUAAAUCAAAUACACCACAAAUUCAAUUGAAAAACUAGGAUCAUAACAAAAAUCUAAUUAUUAAAGUAGGGUAUCCAUUUUUUCCCCCAAGCAUGCCACAAGAUGUAACGGGUUUAUAACCAAAGACAAUAACAAGGUUUAGAAGAGAAAUGUUUAUGCAAAUUCAACUUAAUCAGACUGACAAAAACCUGCAAGAAACCAUGAAAUAAAGAUUAUAUAAUAUGGAUGUUAUACCACCUCCUUCAAGCCAUAUACAACCACACAGAUGUAUUAACACUUUGAUUAAAUUGUGUGCGCUGCUGUUCCGUCAUUUACACUACUUUAACAGAGUAAAAUGCCUGAGAUUAACAUCUCAACACAUCUCUCCUGAGAGGAGAAAUGAGUUGAGAAAUCUCAUUUAGAAAGACACUUAACUCCAAAAUGGAAUGUUGGUUAAAUUAAUAAAUGAAAAAUAAUAUAUAGAUGUCUGUGGUCAUUAGACUUCACAAUAGUUUAUUUUUUAUUUUUAUAUAUUUCAAAUAUGCAUUUAUUUAUAGUGCUCCUUAAUCUGUUUGUUCAUGAGCCUUAAUUUGUUCAGUUGCCAUCAAUUGAA
Molecule: messenger RNA, 3262 nt
Organism: Xyrauchen texanus (razorback sucker)
Lineage: Eukaryota; Metazoa; Chordata; Actinopteri; Cypriniformes; Catostomidae
Gene: gdap1l1
Product: ganglioside induced differentiation associated protein 1-like 1
Exons: 6
Coding region: 15-1115 (366 amino acids)
Source: RefSeq, a predicted model, not a curated record